AUGAAGGGCACCGCCGCAGUUCUCAUCUCUGCCCUUUCGACGGCCGCAUAUGCCGGGCCUGUGACGCAGAAGGAUGCGUCGUGCCUGAAGAGCUGCCUGGACUGGCAGAAGAUCUCCUCUUCUGUCGCCGGCGAUGCGACGUGGAACGACCUGAUCGACCCGUACAACCUGCGCAUUCCCUUUGUCCCCAACACGGUCGUUGCGGUCAAGAAGGCCUCUGAGGUCUCAGCCGCGCUCAAGUGCGUGCGCCAGUGUGGUGACUUCAAGGUCCAAGCUCGUGGUGGUGGUCACUCGUAUGGCAACUUUGGCCUCGGUGGCCGCAACGGCAGCGUCGUCAUCGACCUCGCCGGGCUCAACAAGGUGACCGUCCGCGCCGACGGCACGGCUGACAUCGAGGGCGGCCUGCGUCUUGGCAACGUCGACCUUGCCCUCUGGGACCAGGGCAAGCGGGCGAUGAGCCACGGCACCUGCGCUGGUGUCGGCAUCGGAGGACACAGCACGCACGGCGGUUAUGGAUUCGACUCCCGUAUCUGGGGCCUGGCCCUGGACCACAUCCUGGACGUCGAUCUCGUCCUCGCUGACGGCACGGAGCUCACCGCGUCUGCCAAGGCCAACAGCGACCUCUUCUGGGCUGUCCGAGGAGCUGCCGACUCCAUCGCCAUCGUCACCAAGUUCCACGUCCGUACGCAGGCCGCGCCCGAGUCCCUGGUGUACUGGACCUACGAUAUCCCGGGCGUGAUCAAGGAUGUUGCGACUUCGGUGGCGGCCUUUGAGCACAUCCAGGACUUUGCUCUCAACGCGACCGUCCAGGACCGCCGCCUCGCAUGGGGCUGGUACCAUGACUCUUCCGCUUUUGCCCUCCGCGGCAAGUUCUUCGGCUCCCUGGCCGAGUUCAACAGCAAGAUUGCUCCCGAGCUGCUGCGCGGCCUGCCCACGCCGACCAAGUCUGACAUUCGGGCAGUCGGCUGGCUCGACAGCCAGUCGCUCUACCACAGCGGCACCCUGAACCACAGCACCCUGGCGCAGCCCAACCAGCCUGGCAAGUACCACGAGCACGACAACAUGUAUGCCAAGUCGAUUGUUACGCCUGAGCGCUUCACCAAGGAGGCCCUCACCAGCUUCUUCACCUACACGUCCACCGCCAAGAAGGCCAACUGGUACAGCAUCGGCAACCUCUAUGGCGGCCCGGACAGCCAGAUUAACAUUUACGACGAGAACUGGUCGUCGUACAAGGACCGCGACUCGCUGUUUGUCAUCCAGAACGUCGGCUCCGUCCUGCCGCCGCCCUUUGACGACUCGCUCAAGCCCUUCCUCAAGGGAAUGAACGAGGCCAUCACCAAGAAGAUGCCCAACACCCAAUUCAGCGCCUACACCAACUACAUUGACCCCGAGCUCACCCCCGCCGAGGCCCAUGAGCUGUACUAUGGCCAGAAGAUCUACUCCAAGCUGCUUUCCAUUAAGAAGACUGUCGACACGGCCGGUACUUUCUACAACCCGCUUGCGAUUGGUGCUUAA
Messenger RNA from Purpureocillium takamizusanense, 1515 nucleotides. RefSeq lists its product as uncharacterized. The record is from RefSeq and is a predicted model, not a curated record. The coding region runs from base 1 to 1515 and encodes 504 amino acids. Lineage: Eukaryota; Fungi; Ascomycota; Sordariomycetes; Hypocreales; Ophiocordycipitaceae. The transcript has 2 exons. Gene Ontology annotation, molecular function: FAD binding; oxidoreductase activity.